AUGCUUCCUAAGGCAGAGUUGAAGCAUACAAAGAAGUGGUUUCACAAGCCCAUGACAAGUGUUUGCUCUCUACUUACCUACCCAUCUUACAGUAGACGUGGAAUCUUGGCUGAAGAAUCUUCAGAUUCUUGCUGCAUUUUGUUGUUGUAUGAUAACUAUUAUUUUAUUUGCUUACUGCCAUUGAUCCCUUUCUAUCGUCAUGAAAAAUAGAGAAAGUCGCACACGAUAUGCUCCCAAUGAUUUAAUGGGUAUAAAACAUCAAACACCCUUUUAUUUAUUUAUUUUUCUCUCCAGAAUGCAGAGGAGAUGAUGUGUCAGAGCCAAAAGAAGAUAAGACUGCUACCGAAGGAGGACAAUUAACACUUGCCUGUCAUUACGAAACCGACGAUCCAAGUCCAUUUCUAUUCUGGUAAAAACAAGGAGCAAACCACUACCCCAAGUUUAUGCUUAUGCGGUUCAAAUUUGGAACUGGGGACAAUGCCACUGACGUCAAGGAGAGAUUUUAUGCCGAUCUAGAUGCCAAGACACAAUCAGCCCCCUUGACGAUCCAGAGGCUGCAACUGUCUGAUUCUGUUGUGUACUAC
Messenger RNA from Coregonus sp. 'balchen', 584 nucleotides. The record is from the annotation of a GenBank genome assembly. Lineage: Eukaryota; Metazoa; Chordata; Actinopteri; Salmoniformes; Salmonidae.